GGGUGGGGCUAGCAAGCAUUAGUCUCUUGUAUUUCUCCUGGCUGUUGACUUAGUUCCAUGUAAUAUUGCUACUAGAGACCCUAUAUCUUAUUUACUGAAAUGCCUCUGGAGCUGGGCUUUUGAAGGCUACAAACUCUUCAUUUUGUUUCCAAUAUCUUGAAUAAGUCCUCCCCCCAACCCCACCCCAGCUCGACCACGAGGUCUCGUAAUAUCCCCCAUUUUACACCGAGCACUCAGUAUUGUCUAGCGGUAAAUUUGCAUGUAAGUUUCAUCGUCAUGUGAGCUCUUCGUUCAUGAAGUCAGUUUGUGAGGGGAGAACCUUUAACAUUAAAUUCUUAUAGUUGGAUAGUCUAAGCAACUGAUUUUUAGAAUGUUCAAGGCAAAUCAAGUACUUCUUAGCAGCUCUUUUAACUUAUGGCGCUCUUGCCACUGCGGAAGGAUUUAUACAAACAAUAUUACCUAUACCGGCUUCACACGAACUUCGAAAAUGUUCUCCACUGCAGCUGGUUUACACAAAUUACUAUUGUUAUCAAAGUGUUCUUCUAUUUGUUUCCACGGAGGAAGAGACCAAAAUGCCAAAGGGUGCUGGAAAAGAUCAAAGUCUAGCUCUUCAUAUAUAACUCCUGGCGGAGUAACUUUUCAUUUUGAUACCCACAAACUGGUCAGAAGACUACAAGAAAAUGGUUUUAGCGAAGCACAAGCUGAAAGUUUGACAAUGUCACUGGUGGAAAUUAUCACAUCUAGUGUCCUUAAUGUGACUGACAGCACUGUUUCAAAAAUCGAUCAGGAGCGGCUCGAGGUAAAGUUUAAAGGCCUAGUUGAUUCAGUUAGAAAUGAAAUGUUUCUUCUUGAGAAAGGAAAAUUUACCCAAAUUCAAGAGGAAAAUCAGAAAUUAAGAGAUGAAGUUAAAUCACUUAAAGGAAUUUUGGAGGUAGGAAAGCAGAGUUUGUGAAUUGCAUUGUUUUUCAAAGUUCAUGUUAUUUAAUUGUAUGAAACUUUUCGUAACAGUUUUGCAACU
Molecule: messenger RNA, 1018 nt
Organism: Orbicella faveolata
Lineage: Eukaryota; Metazoa; Cnidaria; Anthozoa; Scleractinia; Merulinidae
Product: mitochondrial calcium uniporter regulator 1-like
Cellular component (GO): mitochondrion
Source: RefSeq, a predicted model, not a curated record